AUGUAUCCUUUGCCUGGCACAACCCCUGCGAUAACUGUCGACAACUCUGUCAGUGAUGCUGAGAGGCGCGCCGAGAUCUUACAUAUCUUACAAGACGAACAUUCUCUAGACAAACCAAGUCUUUACCACCUAGAUUCUGCUCUUGAUGUUGAUACAGCAGCCUCAGCUUCGUCUCUGGACUUGCCCCCCGUCCUAGUGGGCGACGAGCGAAUGCGCCGUCGUUCGGAACUUUCGCGUAUGAAGGCUCCUGUGGUUGAGGCCAUCGAACUUGCCCCUCUUCCGUCGAUUGAGGAACAAGCACAUGAACAGUCAAGCAUUGACCGCGCGACGGAUAUAUCAGGUGAGCCGCAGGGCAAGAUAUCAGGAGAAGACCUCGAAUUAGCACCACCAUUGUCAUAUGUGCCGUCAAUGAUCAAGGAAGACGCAAGUUCUGCUGGUGUGCUCUCGCCUGCGCAGCGAGCUAAACAUCGCUUGAUUGGCUGGAUCCAAUUCGCGGCGCUGUGCUAUUUCUUUUUCCUGGAAGGCUGGAAUGAUGGCUCUACCGGUCCCUUGCUGCCUCGGAUCCAGCGGAACUAUGGUAUUGGGUUCGCGAUAGUGUCACUGCUUUUCGUCACCAACUGCAUUGGUUUUUUGACUGGUGCGAUGAUGAAUGUAUACUUGAAUCACAGAUUUGGUUUCGGUAAAGUUCUGGUUAUUGGAUCUGUUUUUCAACUGGCUGCCUACGUGCUCAUAGCACCUGGAGGACCCUUCCCAAUCAUGUGUGUGGCAUUUUCGUUUUCAGGAUUCGGCAUAGCACUACAGAAUGCCCAAGCAAAUGGGUUCGUUGGAAGCUUGAAGGAGCAUGCGCAAAUUAAAUUCGGCGUCAUGUACGCGUCGUAUGGUCUUGGAGCUCUGGUUGCGCCACUAGUGGCGACGUAUUUUUCCACUGCGCGACACUGGUCAUUCCACUAUUUGAUCUCUGCGUGUAUCGCUUUGAGCAAUAUGAUAAUUCUCUCUGCCGUUUUUCGCUUCAAAACCCAGAGUGAUGCCAUGGCUGAGGCGGGUCAGGCAACGGAAGAGCCUGUUACAAGUGGUAACUUGUAUCGUCAAAUCAUGCGUCUCAAAGAGGUACAUUACCUAGCAACGUUUUCAUUGAUAUACGUUGGAGUAGAGGUCUCCAUUGGAGGAUGGAUUGUGACUUUCAUUGAGCAAGAGCGAGGCGGGGGUGCUAGUGCUGGAUACAUUUCCUCCGGAUUUUUUGGUGGAAUGAUGUUAGGUCGCAUCAUAUUGAUGUGGCCAAAUCGCAAGAUAGGAGAACGCUGGGUCAUUGUUCUCUACGCUCUCAUCGUCGUCGGUCUGGAAGUCACUGUGUGGGUUGUGCCGUCGCUUCUUGAGAACGCCAUCGCUGUAUCCUUCAUCGGGUUGCUAAUGGGGCCUAUGUACCCAAUACUCAUGCGUCACUCCACCUCGAUCCUGCCCAACUGGCUGCUGACGGGCUCUAUCGGGUACAUCGCUGGCGUCGGCCAGGCAGGCUCGGCCGUCUUACCAUUUAUCACGGGUGUCCUGUCGUCCAAGUUUGGGAUUGCGUCUUUGCAGCCUUUUAUUGUGUCGAUGAUGUCGACUAUGAUUGUUCUAUGGGCUCUGGUUCCGAAGAAGCGUCGGAUCGAAUAA
This is a messenger RNA of Fibroporia radiculosa, 1650 nucleotides long. RefSeq lists its product as uncharacterized. Gene Ontology annotation, cellular component: membrane. Bases 1 to 1650 code for a protein of 549 amino acids. Gene Ontology annotation, biological process: transmembrane transport. Gene Ontology annotation, molecular function: transmembrane transporter activity. The transcript has 12 exons. NCBI's taxonomy places the organism in Eukaryota, Fungi, Basidiomycota, Agaricomycetes, Polyporales, Fibroporiaceae. The record is from RefSeq and is a predicted model, not a curated record.